AUGACUUCAAUAGGUCAAGAUCUUAUUUUUGCCUCUCUUCUCUUCUUCUUGCUUCUCUAUCCUUCUCUUGGUGUUGAUGUUGUUGGUGCUGGUACUGGUGCUGGUGCUUUGAACUCUGCUCUCUUCCCUCCUGCUCCUCCUCCCCCCAACUAUUUUCGCAUUUUUGACCAUUUGGCAAGUCUUUUCUCUGACUCUCACUUCCUCCUGUCUGAUCCUCUCCUUCUAGCUCCCUUCCCUCCUCUUCCCUCAAGAAUUUUCACUAUUUGUUCUCUUGCCUCUUCCUCCUGUAAUUUUCGCAUUUUUGCCUGUUUUGUAGUUAUUAGUUUACAUGUAUUGUAGUAGUUGAAAUAUAAUUUGGAAUUUUCGCUUU
Molecule: messenger RNA, 370 nt
Organism: Suillus paluster
Lineage: Eukaryota; Fungi; Basidiomycota; Agaricomycetes; Boletales; Suillaceae
Exons: 4
Coding region: 1-339 (112 amino acids)
Source: RefSeq, a predicted model, not a curated record